AGUCAUGUGACCAAUGCGGUUUACGUCACACCAGGAAGUGAAGCCGCUGUCAUUCCAGUGUUUUCAUGCGUGUUUUCAUCGGUGAUGGAGGAUAUUCUUGGCUGAAUGGUACCGCCAACUAAACCAUGAAACGUGGAAAUUUUCGUCAACGGUAACAGAGACUUCACUCUGCUUUUCCAUCAGCGACAACGACGGGUACUGUCAGUAACCGCGAAUCAACUAACGCGAUGAAAUUGUAGCUGAAAAGGUCAUUCUGGAAUAAAUCCAAGGAGGUUCAUCCUGCAAAAUCUCAUAGAUGGGGACAGCAAACAUUUCCGAUCCCACGGAGUGAAGCCCUGAGGCGCAUGUGGACCAAGUCAGCGUCUGGACUGAGCUAACAGACUUCUGUUUGCACGACUGCAAUGAUGGCCUUUGGAGCCAGAACAGUCCUCCUAACUCUGAGGUACACCAUCUCCUCCACACGAACCAGAAUCCUCCAAAACUCCAGGACAUGUUUAUUUAAAGGAGGCCGGAUUUUAACCCAGGUACCCAAGGUUACACUGCUCUGUUUAGGAGCAGUCAAUGCAACAUGCUGUGCAGCAAGAUGUCAAGAAGCAAUCCUUCAACCUCAAACCUCAGAGAGAAAGUCUGUAGCUCGAGUCCAAGUGCAUAAACUAGUCUUUUUCCUCCGCCUCAGUUUUCGUGCAUUGGUGCUGCUCCUCAAAUUUGGUCCUCUUCUUCUCCUCUCUCCCUUGGCUCUGGUGUCUGCUCGCUGGGCCUCCCGCUGGAUGGAUGGCCUACUGUGGGUGACUGAGACAUCUGGUCCCACUUUUAUCAAGCUCGGGCAGUGGGCCAGCACCAGGCGGGACAUCUUCCCUCAGGAGUUUUGUGACCGGUUCUCCAAACUCCAUGUAAAGGUGCGCCCUCACCCUUGGGCUCACACCAAGCAGUGUCUCCGUCGAGCCUUUGGGGAGGGCUGGAGGAGGGUGUUAGUGUUUGAGAGCAAGGAGCCGGUGGGUUCUGGAUGUGUGGCGCAGGUGUACAGGGGCUGGGCAAAGCCGGACCAGGUGGAGGACCCAGCUUUCCAGUCGCUGGUGGAACAGAUGGAGAAGGAAGACUUGCUAGAAGCCUGGGAGAUCCCUGGACUGGGGGGAGUGGCUCGGUCUUUAUGGCAGCUCUGGAGUGGGAGUAAGGAGGAGGAGGGCUAUGAAGAAAGAGGUCACCCAGAGAGGUGGCAGGAGGAGAAAAUCCAGGAGAAGGAGCAUCUGAUACCUGUGGCCAUAAAGGUGUGUGACGACAGAUAAGUGGUCAUUUCUUAAAGGGAUAGUCCGGCAUAAACAAACCCUUUAAGUCUGUCAGCAAAUGUUAAUAAACUGUUUCUGGUGUUCUGCAGGUGGUGCAUCCAGGCGUCAGGAGGCAGGUGGAAAUCGACCUGCUGCUCAUGAAAGGGGGCAGUUGGCUCCUACAGUGCCUGCCUGGACUGAAGUGGCUCAGUUUGUGUGAGAUAGUCGAUGAGUUUGAGAAGCUAAUGACCAAACAGGUAGGAAUCAUCAGACCCGCUGGUUCAAAUACAAAUCAGGUGUAUCAUGUUUCACAGGAUGAAGAGAGAUUAAGAGUGUCAUCCUUUCAGUGGUCUCACUGUACCUUUAUUCCAGAUCGAUCUUCGGUUUGAGGCGAAAAACAUGGAGCGAUUCCGAGAGAAUUUCCGUGAUGUAAAUUACGUCAAAUUCCCAACUCCACUGCGACCAUUUGUCACCAGGACCAUCUUAGUCGAGACUUUUGAAGUAAGUAAAGAGAAAGUAGAAAACACUUCAUCAUAAGGUAGCGACAUCACACACUGUCUUCAGUUCAAGAGUUUUGAUUUCUGAACUAAACUAAAUCUGUUUUUUGUCAUUGAUGAUUCUCUGUUCAGGAGAGUGAGCCCAUAGCCAACUACCUGUGCGCUGAGAUUUCCCAGGAAGUGAAGCAGAGGAUUGCCAGGAUGGGUGUAGACACCAUGCUGAAGAUGGUGAGAUCUGUAGUAGACAACAUCCUGAUACGUCUACCUCUACUGUCGUAUCAUAGUUUGUGCUCUUCAACCCUUUAUGAGUAACUCUGAGAUAACUUCUGUUUACAUUUCUAAAUAGAUUGAGCUGUCAGACUGUAUGUUCAACUUGUUGUUUCUGAUGGGACACUGUCUCUGUCUUCUAGGUUUUUAUUGACAACUUUGUCCACGGUGAUCUCCAUCCUGGGAACAUUCUAGUCCAGCGCUUUGGACCUCUUCCUGGUUCCACAGACGAUACAAGUGCAUCAGGGGAGGCCCAUGGAAAAACCACCCUCACUGACUUGUGGGACACGGUGGUGGUGAGCGUCAGGCCAGAGCCGUACCCUCUCCAGUUGGUGCUGCUGGAUGCCGGCAUCGUAGCCCAGCUUAGUGACCACGAUCUUGCCAACUUCAAGGCGGUCUUCACGGCAGUGGUCCUACGACAGGUAAGGAGAGGUUGGAUCACGAUGGUCCCACUGACUGAAACACACUCCUAACAGUUGCUGACUGGGGUUCUGAUGUUCUCUGCUCAGGGUGAGCGAGUGGCAGAGUUGAUCCUGAAUCACGCUCGGGCGAAUGAGUGCCAAGAUGUUCCACAGUUCAAGAAGGAGAUGGCCCAGCUGGUGGAUCAUGCCCUCAGUAACACCCUCUCACUAGGAAAGGUAAAAACUAAGACUUAUGCUGUCUCUUGAGCUGUCAGGCAUUUAAUUAAUUUAUUUUCCUCUAUGAUUAUUGAACUGUAAUCACACUGAGGUCAGAUAGAAAUCUGUUUGCUUUUGUCAUUACUAGUCGUCCUGUUUCCCCUGAAAAAAUGAUCAAUAUCUGCACCAAGUAUUUUUUUUUACGAACUUACUUUAACACUGCUUUUUUAGACUCCAACCAUGUAAAAUUACUUGCAAUUUAUUCUCUAUGGAUCUAAUUAUCACUAUGAAUAAAAUACAAGUUAUCGACCUAUCCUGAAAUAAUUUAUUAAUCUAAGGUAACGAUUCACAAAGUCAAUCAUAUUGUAAUGUCAACUGUUUUUUUGUGUUUGUGUGUGUUUAUAGGUCCAAGUGGGUGAUUUGCUCUCCAGAGUUUUUGGUCUACUCAUUAAACACAAGGUAAAAAUGCACUUUUGUUCAUUAUUAUUUCGGCUAUAAAGUAGUUAGAUGCAACAGCGUGCAAACUUCAUGGAUGUAUAGGCUGUAUAUCCUUCCUGACAACCACGGCUGCACACAGAAAGCUGGUGAAUUCACACACUAGGGUUUUCCCAUCAUAGACGUUGAGACAGUUAAAAAGGUUUCUGGUUUUGUCUUUUGAAAUUAUAACUCACUUUUUGCAGGAAUUAUAACUGUAUGCCCGACAAGAUCUCUAGACAAACUAGUCUCCAUUAAAAAAAUGAAAUUUCAGAGACUGAAUAAUAAUCCUGAGAUCAGUCGUGAUAUGGAAACAUGUGCUCUGGUUUAAAGGAUUUAAAAUUUAAUUAAAAGAAAACAAAAGUAGAAGAAACAAUCAUGAUCACGUUACUAAUAAUCUUCUCAACUGUGCUUGUUUAGGCCUGAGUUCGUAGAUUACAUCACCAACAGUAACUUCAACAUUUCUUACUGCUUGUUUUCCAGGUGAAGUUGGAGAGUAAUUUUGCGUCCAUUGUUUUUGCCAUCAUGGUGCUGGAGGGUCUGGGAAGGUCACUUGAUCCUAACUUGGACAUCCUGGAUUUGGCCAAACCGCUGCUGCUGAAGAACUGUGCCUCACUUCUCUGACACAAAAACACACAGAUAGCCUAAAAAUAAAAGAAUCCUAGUGACAUACAUCCUUAACUGUAAACAGCAUCUGUAAACAAACACAGAUCAGUCAUUUGUGCGAGUAGGUUAAGUGUAAUACAUGUCAGAUCAAUGCUUCAAUGCUUUAGUGGAUCGUAGAUAUUUUACCUCCUAAUUCCACAAUUUUAAGAUGUCUAGAAGUGAACAGUGAAUAAUUUGGCUGUAGACUUAAAUCUUCUGUCUCAUCACUAAAUCUAGAUGCCAAACCUAACCAUGAGUUACACAUUUGUGGAGAUUACACUUGACUGCUAUUAUUUUCCAUCUGAUUGUAACACAAAUAUUUCACUCAUCAAAAUCAACUUCUACAUGCUGUACAUGAGGCAUCACUUCGUUUAUUGAGUGCUAAUGGAGUCAGACACGUUGGCAGACACACACAUGACAUUAGAGAGCAUUUGAUCUAAAAGAAAAGACUGCCAAAGUCCUUGGUGGAUACUCAAAAGCAUAUUUACUUUUUAAUGACUGAUAUCGAUCUCAGGAUGUGUUUUGUAGCUCAGUUUUUAUAGCGUCUAAGGUAAUAAUGUCUAAUGGACCAUAUUUGCUUCGGUGUGUGAAUCACUAUGUACUGUAACACAAGUUCUUACACACUACAUCGACAAUGUGAAGCCUUUGGAAAAUCUUACUCACACAUGACCUUCGUCUUUUAAGUUAUCAUUACCUGAGUCAGAGUGAUUUUAUGAUUUUAACAUUUCAAUAAAGAAAUUAUCUAAAUGAACUGAUCUGUUUUUCUUUUUUAUAAUGAUAUUUUUUUAUUUCAAUUAAAGAAAGUUUUUGCUUAAUUUUUACACAACCAGAAGUGCUGGAAAAGAUACAAAUAGUAUAAAUAAAUAUAAUAAUGAUAAAAUUUGAGUCAUCAUAGUUAUGACUGUAUGAGAGUACAAACUAAGGUAUAAUUAAAAUAAAGGGAAAAGAAAUACAGAACACAAACACACAAAUAAUGGUAAUACUCUAUUUUUCACACUAUAAGGCGCACUUAAAAUCCUUUUGGCUUGUCGGAGCAGUGCAGCUACCGUAGCCUCAUGAAAGUUAUUGAAUGAGUUAAAUAAAGUUUGACUUAUCUGACUGUUUUGUUUGGCUUAAUGCGCUUUAUAAUCCGGUGCGCCUUAUGUAUGAGAAUAGACGCUAAAAGACGCGUUCAUUGAUGGUGAGCCUUAUAAUCAUGUGCGCCUUAUAGUGCGAAAAAUACAGUAAAACACUGUUGAGUUAACAUAAUUAUAUAAAGAGUGAAAAAAAAGAAAAAGCAUAUAUAAUUUGCAAUAGAGAAGUUUACUUAAGAGGGUGCACACCCUCUUCCUCUACCUACCCAUCACAUGAGCGAGGUAAAAAAAAAACUUAAUUAUGUUAACAUGAUGUUGUAUUAUUACCAUUAUUUGUGAAUGUUAUUAUACCUUCGUUUGUACUCUCAUACAGUCAUAACUAUGAUGACUCUAAUUUUAUUAUUAUUAUAUUUAUUUAUAUUAUUUGUAUCUUUUCCAGCACUUCUGGUUGUGUAAAAAUUGAGCAAAAACUAUUUACCUUAUUUUAACUCUUUGAUUUAAAUAAAAAAAAUCAUUAUUUGUAUCUUUUCCAGCACUUUUGGUUGUGUUUUCUUUUUUCUUGCCAAAAAUAACCAGUUCAAAGUUUCCGUCCAUCCUUGUGAGAUUUACUGACACGACCUCAAAGCAGAAAAUUCACUACAUCAGCGGCACAGGAUCCAUUAAUUUACAAUUUUAUUAAAUCUGUCGAUGAAAAACACAGACAAGAGACGCAAUUCUGUCAAUGUCGUCAGGAAGAACAGUCAGCAUGGCUGAAAGAGUGAGAUCAGGAGGUUUUGGUGCAAAAAAAACUCAUCGCAUACCCUUUAUUGCAAAUCUGUUGAUUAUUAUUUUUUUAAUCACCAUCUAGGGCCCUGACAGAGCAGCACUGUUCAAGUAAGGAGGGAGGGGGAGAGGUGACAACUGUGUAAAAAAAUCUCUCAAUAAUAAUAAUAAUUAAUAAUUAAUAAUAAUGACAAAAGAAAUAAAAACAUCUCUAUUAGACAAACACAAUCACCUCAGUAUAAGACGAGAUUCUGUCACAGUCACAACAACCAGAGAAAAGUUGUUUUCUUUUUUUUUAAUGAAUUAAAUAGUUUUUAAAAAUAUCUCACCAUUUACUUAUAUUCAUCUUUUUUCAUUUAUUGCGAAAAAUAGGCAACUGGACUAAUUGUGAUGAUGCGCGUUGUUGUGUUUGUGUUUGUGUGUCUGUGUUAGACAGAAAUAGAGAUUAAGUGGAGAGAGAUCGAGUGGAACGUCUUGAAGCGUUGGCACUGAGAGCAGCAGCAGUGUGUGUGGCAAUGCAGUACUCUCAUUGGCCACCAGGUGACACAGUUCAGUCUGAACAUUCCUCCAAGGCCAGAGCUAUGACGGCUGGAUCAGAGGAAGUCGAUUUACACCGACAGCAGCCUCUGAUUUUUGGAAUGAUGCUUGUGUAUUGAAACUUUGUCCACGGUCGCUUAUCUGUGUUACGAGAUCUCAGUUCUAUGUACAAAGAUUUCAAAUCCCUGAAGGACAUCUACAAAGACAAGUGCAACCUCCACGUGACCAUCCCCUUUUUUUUGGAGAAGCUCAGGGAUCAAAAGGUUCCUCUAUAGGGGGGGAAACAAGGGGAGAUAGUACCAAUCAGAUCAGGUAAACGUGACACAGUAGGACUUAACAGAAUUGCUAUCGGGAGUUAAAGUCAGGAAUGAUGGAUUAAGAUUUAGGAAUGUCAAAAGCCGAAGAAGAAGAAGAAGAAGAAGAAGAAGAAGAGAAGUUGUAAUCUUCACACGGGGGCACCAAAAUAUCCUAACUUAAUUCUUUCUAACACAAGGUCCAAGAGAGGUGAUGAGACAGGAAAGAAACCAGCGAAAUGCACGAAUAAAGUAACGCAUCCAUCGUCCAUUUGUUACAUCCGCUCAUGCUGAUCCAUCAGUCCCUCCAUGCAUUUUAAAAAUAGUCUUUACACACCCAGCAGUCCUCCUCCAGGUUGAAUUGAUUGUAUUUUUUUUUUUUUUUGCUCAUCCUGCACUGUCUAUGUCAGAGUAGCAACUGUCAAUGCUGUGCCCCCACCUUCUGGAGGACUGGCUGACCUCCAGUUCUCUGCGGUGCCCCCCCCUGGCAGGAGCAUGCGGCUCAUUUGGGAGGAAUGGGGGACCCAAAGGGGAAAAGGGUCUGGGGAGAAAUAAGGGUGUAAACUUCAAGUCCCAAGAAGAGGGUGCUUCUUCCAUAGCAGGGUGAGGGGCGGUAAGAAGAGGGACCUGGGCUGGAAAGAAAGGAGAAGAUUCUCUGUAGGCAGAUCUCAAGCACAGGCACAUGUGCUCACUCCCACCCACAAGAACAAACACUCUUGUCUGUCUGUCUGUCUGUCUGUAAGGCCCUGGCUAUGUAAAGGUCAUGGCAGAUGGAGCUCUUGGCUUCUCGUUGACUCUUCUUUCCCCCUUUUUGAUUGAAAAGAUCAACAGCUGUUGGUGGCCCUUGACUGGAUCCAAACAGGUUCAAACUGCGAAAGAGCGAAGAGAUAUGAUCGAAGGAGUUGGCUGACAUCUUGAUGACAGGAGAAGAAGCCCAUCUCUUUCGGCAUCCAUCUUAAAUUGAUCAGUUUUUGGAAGACACAACUAUUACGUCAUGUUAUCUCCAUAAACUUGUCUUUACAUUCCUUUUGGGAAAGACGAGGGGCUUCUGCUGAACGUGAGUCUACUCGGGUUAUCUUGUAAUAAACAUGUGGGACAGGGUAAGAAGAAUUAGUUUGUCUCUAUCCUUUCUCCACACUGUUGUACUUGGAGCUGCAACCAGGGGGUGAAGUUUGAGCUAACUGUUGGUGGGGCAAAAGGAGAAG
Xyrichtys novacula (pearly razorfish) is the source of this 7632-nucleotide messenger RNA. The record is from the annotation of a GenBank genome assembly. Lineage: Eukaryota; Metazoa; Chordata; Actinopteri; Labriformes; Labridae.